UGCAUGGGUCUGUUAAGCCUCACAUCCUGUGCCUCAGCAACCCAGAACAAAGGAAGGACUGGCCACAUUCAGAAGACCGCAAGUAAAACCUGCUCAUCAGACUUGGAGAAGACAGAGUUACAGCCUGCGGCAGGGGCUUCUGGGAGCUCCGCAGGGACCGGCUGGAAGGUCCACAGUCCAGCACCAUCAUGAUUCCACAAGUGGUGACCAGAGAGACUGUUACAGUGAUCAGAUCCAAUGGAACCAAUGUUGCCGAACUAGGGCAGCCUCAACCCACCUACCAGAUGGACUAUAGCCUGAAGAAACACCUCAGGGCAGAAAUCAAAGUUGUUGCGGCGAUCCAGAUCCUGUGUGGAGUGAUGGUGUUUAGUUUGGGAAUCAUUUUGGCAUGUUCUCCCUCCUCCCCAUAUUUUACCCCAAUGUUUACUUCCCUGAUAAAAUCAGCCUACCCAUUCGUCGGAUCCAUGUGUUUCAUCGCUUCUGGAUGUCUAUCAAUCACCACAGAUAAGAUGUCAAGUAAACAUUUGGUUCACAGCAGCCUCGCCAUAAACAUUGGGAGCUCUCUGUUUGGUCUUAUGGGUUUCAUUCUCCUCUCUUACAACUUGAGUGACUUGGAUUCUGCCUUACAGAAGUGUGAACAGAGCCCUCACCCAACUAGUUCUUAUUCCUAUUAUCCUAUAAGCAGAAACAAUGCAUGCUACAUGGCCAAGACCAGUCUGGCUGGUACCCUGGGUUUGAUGCUAGUCUGUACGCUGGUGGAGCUGGGCCUGGCUGUCCUGUCUGCUGUGCUGUGGUGGAAGCAGUCUAAGGAUAAUUUCCCUGAGAGUGUGCAUUUUGUGUCCCAGAGUGUGUACGAUAAACUCAACUUCUCCAACCAGGAGUCAUCUCAACCUGCAUACCAGGAACUACUGAGGAAUUAAGAACAAAAAAAGGGGAAAAUAUUGAGCAGAACAUUCAUGUAGACUGUCUAACCACCAUGAAAGCAAUUCUUGACUUCUGUAAAAUGUAGGUCAUUUGUAUAGUGAAUAUUAAAAAAAUGGUUGAAUGUA
Molecule: messenger RNA, 1049 nt
Organism: Dipodomys ordii (Ord's kangaroo rat)
Lineage: Eukaryota; Metazoa; Chordata; Mammalia; Rodentia; Heteromyidae
Product: membrane-spanning 4-domains subfamily A member 6D-like
Exons: 7
Coding region: 189-920 (243 amino acids)
Biological process (GO): cell surface receptor signaling pathway
Cellular component (GO): plasma membrane; trans-Golgi network
Source: RefSeq, a predicted model, not a curated record